Molecule: messenger RNA, 5186 nt
Organism: Cuculus canorus (common cuckoo)
Lineage: Eukaryota; Metazoa; Chordata; Aves; Cuculiformes; Cuculidae
Gene: ESRRB
Product: estrogen related receptor beta
Exons: 7
Coding region: 1176-2477 (433 amino acids)
Biological process (GO): regulation of DNA-templated transcription
Cellular component (GO): nucleus
Molecular function (GO): steroid binding; sequence-specific DNA binding; nuclear steroid receptor activity
Source: RefSeq, a predicted model, not a curated record
GAGGAGCAGCCCCAAUACAGAGGAUCUGCUGGGAAAUAGCUUGGUCUACAACUUGAGAGAGAGCAAUAGGUAGGUGAAAACUUGCUCUUGGACAAAUACACUUUAUAUCCUUUACCUGAACAUCGUACGAUGAUGUGACUAUUAACACAUGUCUUGCACUGAUAUUUUCAAGUCUUGUCCUCUGAUUGUCUUCCCUAAACUCCAAAGUAAUGACUAUCCGGUACAGAAAACCUGGUUAUUAUUUAACAAAUGACGGGCUGCCUGUUAAAGCCCAAUCCAACAGUUUUAAAGAAUUGAAAAUCUUAGUGUGUAUUUUGUGAAGAGUGCCCUUGGGCCAGGGACCCUCUUUGGAACCAGAAUCAAUCACCUGACUGAGCUGUAUGAGAAAGAAGGGGAAAAGGACAAAAUAAAAAAAUGGUAUCAAAUUUUGUCUUUAUUUUCCUGUGUUUCGUUGUUUCUCCCCAUUGACUCUCAGGUGAGGAUCUCAAGAAAUUAGUGCAUCUUUUAAAAAAUGAAACCACAACCAGCCUCCCUCUCCAGGUUUCUGUAGGAUUCUUGCAUCAAAGGUGGGUUGACAGGCUCUGUUCGCAGCUGAAUACCCAAUUUCUGACGCAAACAGAUGCCGUUAACCUGAAAGAUGAAAAUCAGAAUGUGUGAAUUUCUACGAAUACCAUCUCGAGACUGGGCAGGUGGCUGCGGUCGUGGUAUCCUCACCCUUGUAGUAAAGUAUUGUGGACCACGUUAUUCCUCUUUCACACAGUGCAUUUUUACACCUGUGCUAAAUAGGCAUUUUCUAAGCAAAAUGCUUUGUUUGCUCAAUAGAAGCAUAAAAAAAAAGUCGCACGGUGCGCUGCUGUCUACCUCCUCUUCUGCCUGCUAAUUGCUGUGGGUAAAGUGAUGAUUGUGCACUACCAUGUGACUCAGAAACAACUUUGCUGCGAACCACAAUUUUCUUUUGGGUAAGCUACGUCCCACCUGUAUGUAUACUUAAAUAUAACUGUGUAUUUGUUCCUAGGAAGGACCCAAACGCGUGUCACAAACCGCUGGCAACUGGAAGCACCAGGACUGGUGUAUUUAGAACAGGAGUGCUCUCUACCACUCAACACCUGGAGUGUUUACAAUAUGGAUGAAUACAACUUCUGCUGGCGCUGAACUACUGCUGGCUGCUCGGCAGAAUGGCCACGGAGGAGCGGCACCUCUCCUCUAGCUGUGGGUCCUUCAUCAAGACCGAGCCCUCCAGCCCAUCUUCUGGCAUCGACGCCAUCAGCCACCACAGCCCGAGCGGCUCCUCCGACGCUAGCGGUGGCUACGGCAUCGCCAUGGGUGGUCAUCCCAAUGGCCUAGACUCACCACCCAUGUUCAAUGGCACGGGGAUUGGCGGUGGGUCCUGCCGUAAGCGCUACGAUGACUGCGCCAGCGCCAUCAUGGAGGACUCGCCCACCAAGUGCGAGUACAUGCUCAAUGCAAUCCCCAAGCGGCUGUGCCUGGUCUGCGGGGACAUUGCUUCUGGGUACCACUACGGCGUGGCUUCCUGUGAGGCAUGCAAAGCCUUCUUCAAGAGGACUAUUCAAGGGAAUAUUGAAUACAGCUGCCCGGCCACCAAUGAAUGUGAGAUCACGAAACGGAGGCGCAAGUCCUGUCAGGCCUGUCGCUUCAUGAAAUGCCUCAAAGUGGGGAUGCUAAAAGAAGGUGUUCGUCUGGAUCGAGUCCGUGGAGGCCGCCAGAAAUACAAGAGGAGACUGGAUUCUGAGAGUAGCACUUAUCUGAGCUUACAGAUCCCUCCUCCAGCUAAAAAGCCACUGACUAAGAUCGUCUCCCACUUGCUGGUGGCUGAGCCAGAGAAGAUUUAUGCCAUGCCUGAUCCAACCAUGCCGGAGAGCGACAUCAAAGCCCUGACAACCCUUUGCGACCUGGCAGACAGGGAGCUGGUGGUGAUCAUUGGCUGGGCAAAGCACAUCCCAGGGUUUUCCAACCUCUCCCUUGGGGACCAGAUGAGCCUCUUGCAGAGUGCCUGGAUGGAAAUCCUCAUCCUGGGUAUUGUGUACCGCUCACUGCCAUAUGAGGACAAGCUCGUCUAUGCUGAGGACUACAUCAUGGAUGAAGAGCAUUCUCGUCUGACAGGGCUGCUGGAGCUCUACCUGGCCAUCCUACAACUGGUGCGCCGCUACAAGAAGCUCAAGGUGGAAAAGGAGGAGUUUGUCACGCUUAAAGCUCUGGCCCUUGCCAACUCAGACUCCAUGCACAUAGAGGACAUGGAUGCAGUGCAGAAACUCCAGGACCUUCUCCACGAAGCCCUGCAGGACUACGAGCUGAGUCAGCGCAAUGAGGAGCCCCGGCGAGCAGGCAAGCUGCUCCUGACCUUGCCCCUCCUGCGGCAGACGGCCGCCAAAGCUGUGCAGCACUUCUACAGCAUCAAACUGCAGGGCAAGGUUCCCAUGCAUAAACUCUUCCUAGAAAUGCUAGAGGCAAAGGUCUGACAGCCCCAGCGCCAGCCGACAAUGGCCGGGGAACAAACUAGAAACAAAGAUGCAGACAACGGAGCAAUCCAAACAGCAGCAGCAGCCACCGCCGGCUUUUAUCUCCAAUCAUUUAUUAUGGAAGAAUUAUUUAAUGUCUAUCUGUCGGCGUGACUGCAGAAUUUCAUGUACAGGAGGGGGGAAACUCUUUUAAUCAGUCACCUGUUUCUCUUUUUUUUCGUUUGUUUUCUCUGUGGGAAAUACCAGAAUAUGCUCUUGCACUUGUUGAGGCGGUCGCUGGGGCUCAGCCCCUCUGAGCAGUGAUGCUCAGUGCUAUCCAGGCCGCCUGCUCCCCAGCUCCCUUCACCAGUGCUGGAGAGGGAGUCGGGACAGAAGCAGGAAGAGAGGAAGAACAGAGUCAAUACAAACUUUAUUUGCUGGUGUUGUGAGGGGUCAGAUAGAAAGGGAAGCAGCAAGGGUCCUUCUUUUUUGUCACCUUUCUGGCUCUUAACUAUAGAGCAGCUGCUGCUUUGGAGAAUAGCAUUACUGGACUUCUACUGAUCAAAACAGCCGCUUCCCAGGCUCCUCUAGCAACAGCUAACACUUGUACAUACAGGCCCCACUCUGACCGGGAAAGAUGCUCCUGACUGUGUAAGAUAUUCUGCGACCUUGUACAGCGUGUCAUUACGCCUGGCUAGUCCCUCCCAUGUACAAUCCCUGCAGGCCCCUGAAGAGGUAGGAUGUAUGACCCUGAGAGAAUGCGAGUCUCCUGGCCCAGAUGGCAGGAAAAAGAUAAUGGCCCAGUGCUGUGCUUCAGUGCUGGGUUGACCUGGUAAUCUCUGCAUCCUCUUCUAUGUGGUGCUAACUACAGUUCUUCCACAGGUUUCACUUCGUAGUGUACCAAACCUGCCUCUUCAGCUCAGCUAUGUGCCAUUCUCCACUUGUUCCGUGUGGCAGAGAACACAAGGCUUUGUCUGCAUGGUUACUGCCCAAGUUUAAAUACACCCAAACCCAGGGUUUUCCUCAACUUCAUUAAAGUGAUAGCUCUUUGCCUCCACAGCAAUUUUGGCUUAUUGCCAGAUGCUAGUUAGGAAUCAAGGGCACUGCUUUUUGGAGGAGGCAGCUCUUGAGCUUGAGAGACUGCUUUUUUUGUGGUAGCCUAGGGAAAUAAAUUAGAGGGUGGCACGAAACCCCAGAUAGUCCAACUAUCAUCAUCUUCUGCCUCAUCCCAUUAUCGUCAACAGCAGCAAAAGAGCUAGCACAGGUUAUCCCUGGGCCUGGUAAGAGGUUCUCUUACUGAUGGGAGAGCAAUACUUGACCUUGAGAUGAUGGGAGAAGAAGCAGGGAAUAUUUACUUAUUUCUCUCAUGUAACCAGGUUCCUGCUGUCUCCGAGCCUUGGUUUAGAUCUGCUGCCUGAGCCAAAGCUGCCGUGUUUCCAGUAGCCAGAGGGUGAUGUGGGUGACUGACAAAACUGGCUGCUGGCAUUCUCUGAGAUGAUGUUUUCUAAGACACUUAGUUUUGAGCCAACCUGAGCUGUUGAAACCUGAAUGUAUUGUCUGGGUUGUGGUCAGUGGUAUAGCAGUAAAGGUGAGAAGGAGCCUCUGAUCUACAUUUGAGACAUUGCUAGCUCUAUUAUGUGUUCCCCUCAAGCUUCCAUCCCUUCCUGGUUAGCCCAGGAGAAAGGCGCUGUGCCAGAGGAGUAACUUACCCCCAGCAGGACGCUUUCCAAACCAGGGUUGAGGCGCGUGAUCACGGAGACACUGGGCGCUCGUUGGAUCAGAAUGUGUCACAGCAGAGCUGUCAGUGAUGCGGGACAACGCCCAGGCCAGCUCAGAGACUGGAGCCACUAACCAAUGCUGACGUCUCAGCGAUUCUAGCCAGCCUGCUCCUGCUACUUGGAUUAGUUCAGUUCCAUCUCCUUUGUCUUUUCCCUACAUUAUACAGUCGUAGCUACUCUCACUCAUUUUGUACUUACUUGAUAAAGGAAUUCUGUCUUGCUUCAGGCACAUUAGUAAACCAACAGAGACCUAAGGGGCAGUAGGUGCACGGGAGCUGGGACUGCUUCCAUGCUCACAGGAGUAGCAAUUACACAGUGGCCUUGUGCUUUGAACAGAUGCUUGUGCUUGUCUCCUCAGCUCCUUCCCAGAGGCAGCUAGGGAGAAAAUAAGAGGCUUUCGGUUGCACUCAUGACCCCUGUACCCACCUGUGACUGAGAGGGACCAAAGUGAAAUACACACCACUACUAUAGAGCCAGCCUGCCACGUGCUGCACCCUGGCAAUUCCUUCUGGUUCUGGCAUAAAUGCUCUCACAAAGGUGCUGGGUUGCUCUAUUGCUUGUAAGUUUGGCUAAUUUGCCCACUCUUGCUUCCCUGCCAAGUCCCACCCAGCUCAGCCACAGCACAUUGUGUCCAACCUGCUGUGCAAAGUUAGCUGUCCCAAAAUGGGCUGAAAAAAAUCCUAAGCAGCAGUUCUUACUCUCUUGGGCCAUGGGUGGGAAGAAGGGAAAAAAAAAAAAGGCUCUUCCAGCUUUGUUGUAUUUGGAUUUGGGUCUGCUUUCCAGAGCAGAGAGCGAGAACUAGCUACAAAACAUGAUUAUGGAGAGCUGCUGAGUUCACUUCUAUCCCCCAGGGCCUGCUGGCUAUUUCGAGUAGGGCUGCACUAUGGGGGUAUGCCUUGGUAGAACAAUAUGAAAAUAUCAAAUGCAUUUUUUUCCAGGACUUACUUUCUCC